AUGUCUCUCUUUGCUUCAAUUUCAUCAAUCUCUAAAGUUAACUCAACCAAAUCAACCUUGAUUGAUAAUAAAAACUCAAUGAUCCAAUUCACUGAAAAUAAAGUCCAAACUGGUUUAGUUAGUGGUUUAUUGUUUAAUGUUGCUGAGAGUUUAAAUAAAGCUGGUCUUUAA
Molecule: messenger RNA, 171 nt
Organism: Dictyostelium discoideum AX4
Lineage: Eukaryota; Evosea; Eumycetozoa; Dictyosteliales; Dictyosteliaceae
Exons: 2
Coding region: 1-171 (56 amino acids)
Source: RefSeq, a predicted model, not a curated record